AUGAACUGUCAAGCAGACAAUGGAGCUCUGUCAGAAGAUGGCGAUGGCUUUACCAAGAAUUCCAGCUGGAUCCAUUUGACGCAAGGAAAAGAAUUUAGUAGGCUUCUUUAUCCAAAUCCAGUCUGCUUUCUUUGCACCGCCACCGCCACAAACAGAAACAAGAGAUCGAGUAGUCCCAAUAAUCUAUCAUCAGAAGAUGCAUCACCCAAUAUCUUUAGGCGAAACGUCAUGGUAAUAUCCUGGUUGUCGCCUGUUGACAAUGAUGGGUUCUUUGUAAUGAGUGUGAAUGCUAGAAGACAUUCGAUAAAACAUCUGCUUCGGUCGACACCAGGGGAUGCCGUGAGUGUCGAAAUGACAGAUAGCACUGACACGUCUCCGAGCAAUAACGAUGUCCCGAUAAUAUUCACACUAUGUGUUCCGACUCUGGACUUGAAGGAUUUGGUACUACACGUCGGAAGUGUCUCUGGAAAGGAUAUUUGCAAGUUUGGUAAUAACAACAGCAACAUGUUGGAUUCUGCUUUUGACAAUUCUUGCAUGAGCAAGAGAAAGAAACGAAAGCUACAGAAGCAAAGAUUAGAGGCUAGAGGCAGGAGAAGGUAUCUCCGGACUGGUUGCGCUUUCAUAUGGUCAGCAAGAUCAUAUGGUGAUAGACGACGAUAUCAAGGUUUAUGA
Molecule: messenger RNA, 672 nt
Organism: Cylindrotheca closterium
Lineage: Eukaryota; Bacillariophyta; Bacillariophyceae; Bacillariales; Bacillariaceae
Source: the annotation of a GenBank genome assembly